UGUGCCCGCUCCCCCCCCCCCCCGCUCCUCGUCUGCCCGGUACCGCCGUCGCCACCGCCCGUCAUGGAGCCCAGCGGGACCCAGAGCUGCCCCGGGGCCUGUCUCGCCUUCAGUCGUACCCACAAGGGGCUGGUGCUGCUCGGAGAGAUCGCGCUGUGCGUGCUGGUGCUGGUGUGUUACGGGGCCUCGCGUACGCCGAGCUAUACAGGCCUGGCAGCCUGCGAGCUGGUGUUCGCCGUGCUGGUGCUGCUGGCCUGGGUCUGCCGCCUGCCCCCCCGCCUGCCGCUGCUGCACUGGGGGUGGACUGACUUCACCCGCUGCAUCAUCGGGUGCCUGCUCUUCCUCAUCACCUCCCUCAUCGUCAUCAUCGGGCACCGGGACGGCGCUGGCAUCGCGGCCGGGGUAUUCGGGAUCCUGGCGGGGAUCCUGCUGGGUUACGACGCCUACAUCACCCUGCCCACCCGGCAGGGCCACAGUGCUGCCCCUACUGAGUCCCCGGAUGGUGCCUGACCCCCCCCCCCAAUCCGCACAGAAACACCCCAAAACUCCCCCCUCGGGGCGAGGGGGGACGACACACACCCGGCCUUAAAUUAUUGAGGGAAUGGGGGGGGGGGGCCCGGACGCCCGGGUCCCCCCGAGAGGGAGCGUUAAUUGCUUAAAGCAAAGAGGGAGGGGGGGGUAUAGGGGUAGAUGGGGGGGGGUCCCUCGAGGGGGUGCCCCCCCCCCAAAAAAAAACCGCCUUCGCAAGUGCCUUGAACCGCCCGUGCCUCGGUUUCCCCCUGAGGAGACACCACACACCCCCACACCCCCCCCUCCCACAGCCCAAGGGAGGCUUUCGGUGCGAUAUAUUGGGAAAUAAACGAUGGGUUUGGUUUUUUUUUUCACUGCAUUACCGGCUCCGGCGGGUCUUGUCGAGCUUAUAGCAUUGCGGGAAGGCGC
This is a messenger RNA of Grus americana (Whooping crane), 939 nucleotides long. RefSeq names its product proteolipid protein 2 (gene PLP2). Bases 64 to 510 code for a protein of 148 amino acids. The transcript has 5 exons. NCBI's taxonomy places the organism in Eukaryota, Metazoa, Chordata, Aves, Gruiformes, Gruidae. The record is from RefSeq and is a predicted model, not a curated record. Gene Ontology annotation, cellular component: membrane.